Oncorhynchus masou masou (cherry salmon) is the source of this 1286-nucleotide messenger RNA. RefSeq names its product ephexin-1-like. Gene Ontology annotation, biological process: activation of GTPase activity. Gene Ontology annotation, molecular function: protein binding; guanyl-nucleotide exchange factor activity. Bases 8 to 1135 code for a protein of 375 amino acids. Gene Ontology annotation, cellular component: nucleus; cytoplasm. The transcript is spliced from 9 exons. NCBI's taxonomy places the organism in Eukaryota, Metazoa, Chordata, Actinopteri, Salmoniformes, Salmonidae. The record is from RefSeq and is a predicted model, not a curated record.
AGACAUAAUGAGGGAGGAGCUGGAGUCUAACCUGCUAUGUGACAUGUUGUGUGAUGUCAUCCAUCGCCACACCAGCAGCCACUUCGGCGCCUAUGUGGACUACAUCCGUAACAUGCCUUACCAGGAACAGACCAUGCACAACCUGGGGAGGAAGAACCCCCAGAUCAUGGAAAUAUUAAGGGAGCUACAAGACGACCAACGCUGUUAUCGUCUGCCCCUGAAGUCCUUCCUGGUCCUUCCCUUUCAGAGGAUCACACGACUCAAGAUCCUCAUAGAGAACAUUUUGAAGAGUACCGAGCAGGGGUCAGAGAGGCAGAUGUCUGCAGAGAAAGCACUGAGAGCACUGAUAAAGGUAGUUGAGGCCUGCAAUAGGGAGGUGGGGAGGAUGAAGAUGAUGGAAGAAAUCGUUCACAUCGCCAACAAAACUGAGUUUGAAUGCAAGGCCCUGCCCCUGGUGUCUUCCUCUCGUUGGCUAGUGAGACAGGGGCAACUAGCUCAGCUGUCAGAGAAAGAAAACAUCUUUGGUCACCGGAAGCUCUGUCACAUCUACCUUUUCCUCUUCAAUGACCUACUGCUGGUGACCACUAGGAAAGGCAUGGAUCGGUUUGUGGUGCGGGAUCAUGUCCACCGUUCCCUGAUAGAGGUGAGUGAAGGACUGGAGGAGAAGGAGGAUUUGGAGUGUGCUUCAUGGGAGAGGAUGUUCUGCCUCGCUCUGCUGAAGAACCAGAGGGGAACAACAUCUCAGUUCCUGCUGCAGGCCUCCACACAUGCAGAGAAGAUAACCUGGAUGGAGGUGUUGAGUCAUCGAGUGGACGGGAUGGAAGGAAUCUAUGAAGAAUGGGACUGUCCUCAGGUGCGAUGCACUGAGGUCUACGUAGCGCAGCAGCCAGGGGAACUGAGCGUACAGCUGGGUGAUACCAUCAACGUCAUACAGAAAACUGCCGAUGGUUUCCUAGAGGGCAGGAGACUUGUGGACGGUGAGCGGGGCUGGUUCCCGGAUUACUGUGCGGUGCAGGUCACCAAUGAGUACGUCCAGAGAAAACACCUCAGGCAGCGCCGCCAUGUUUUACAGACUGCCAACCGCAUCCUGAACCGACGGCACACUGUCGCCCAGGCAACUGCCUGCUUCAGAUAGGAAGGUCUUUCUGAACGAGGUCGGCAUCUCAAAUGGCACCCUAUCUAUCCCUUAUAGCAGGGCGUUCACAAUAAUUAGACGGUUGAUCAACUGAAUUAGGUUAGUUUCAAAUGGCACCCUAUCUAGCCCUUAUAUCAGGGCGUUCACAAUA